Gongylonema pulchrum is the source of this 300-nucleotide messenger RNA. The record is from the annotation of a GenBank genome assembly. NCBI's taxonomy places the organism in Eukaryota, Metazoa, Nematoda, Chromadorea, Rhabditida, Gongylonematidae.
AUGAGUGAGCUGAGUGAGACGGGCUUUUUCGUUGAAAUUCCUGCCAUGGAGGAGAAUGCGGACGAGCAACUCAACAACGAAAGCCCGAAACAGGACGAUCAAGAGAUGGAAGAGCUAAAUGGCGAAGUGCAGGCGGAAUCGUGCAACCAGAAAUGUGCACCAGAUGCCAUCCGUGAGUUCGAGGAAAAACUAAAGAAGCAGAAGAAAAAAAGCACCACCACCCAAUAUCAAACGCGCAGUAAAUGGGCAAAAAAGGUACUGUUCAUGAUGCAGCGAUGCGUUUGUUUUUAUAAAAAAUAG